UCUCUCUCUGCCUGGCUCCAGCUCCUGUCUGCUGCAGUCGGACUGCCCUGUCUGCCUCUGAGCCUGCUGGGAGUUGGAGGGAGAGAGAAACCGUCGAGGGAGAGCGAGCAAGAAGGGGGAAGUGUGUGUCUGCGUGUGUGUGAGAGAGAGGGAGUGAGUGUGUGUGGUGCGGAGCCCCCCUCCUCAAAAAAAAAAACAAAACUGGAAACCACAACCAAAAGAAAAAGACGCGCGCACACACUCACGCUUCGGCCGGACUUUAAACCCCUCUCCGGACGGCUUGUUGGCACUGCGCUCACGGGGAGCCGUGGAAAGCCUCCACGGAGACCCUGAAACUUACGUGAUUGUUUUUUCUUCUUCUUCGGUGGUGGGCAGCAGCAGCAGCAGCGCUGUUGCGCCGAGCGGGCUGCACUGAGUGGAUUCAUUGGUUGGAGCAGGAUUGCGCAUUGGCUCUGCUGUGUAUGCACCGCUGAUCCAGAGAGGGAAGAGAAACCAUGAAGAACUAAACCCUUUCUCCUCCUCCUCCUCCUUCUUCUUGACUUAAAUCCUUUGUUUUUAAACUAGUAUUUUGUCUUCUCCUUCUUCUUCUCUCGUCCUGUUGUGGGAUGCGUCGCUUGCUUUAGGGUCCCGCUUGUUGACAAACAGUUUUUUUUUUUAAUAAGAAGUUUAACAACAAGCUUCAGGCACAAGAAGACAGAAAAUGUCCACGCCGAGGUUCAAAAAGGAUAAAGAGAUCAUCGCGGACUACGAGAGUCAAGUCAAAGAGAUUCGGGCCCAGCUGGUGGAGCAGCAGAAAUGUCUGGACCAGCAGACAGAGAUGAGGGUCCAGCUGCUCCAAGACCUCCAGGACUUCUUCAGGAAGAAGGCAGAGAUUGAGAUGGAAUACUCCAGAAACCUGGAGAAACUGGCCGAACGCUUCAUGGCAAAGACUCGCAGCACCAAGGACCACCAGCAGUACAAGAAAGACCAGAACCUGCUGUCCCCAGUCAACUGUUGGUACCUGCUGCUGAACCAGGUGAGGAGGGAGAGUAAGGACCACGCCACACUGAGCGAUAUCUACCUCAACAACGUCAUCAUGAGGUUCAUGCAGAUCAGUGAGGACUCCACGCGGCUACUCAAGAAGAGCAAGGAAAUAGCAUUUCAGCUCCAGGAAGACUUAAUGAAGGUCCUAAAUGAGCUAUACACAGUGAUGAAAACCUACCACAUGUACCACUCAGAGAGCAUCAGCGCCGAGAGCAAGCUAAAAGAGGCUGAAAAGCAAGAGGAGAAGCAGAUCGGCAGGGGAGAUCCAGUCUUCAGCAUCCGUAUGGAGGACAAAUACCAGAGGCGCAGCUCUGUGAAGAAGAUCGAGAAGAUGAAAGAGAAGCGUCAAGCCAAGUACUCCGAAAACAAGCUGAAGUCGAUCAAAGCUCGGAACGAGUACCUACUGACACUGGAAGCGUCAAACUCCUCUGUUUUCAAAUAUUACAUCCACGACUUGUCGGACUUAAUUGAUUGCUGUGAUUUGGGAUACCAUGCCAGUCUGAAUCGGGCCCUGCGGACCUACCUGUCAGCCGAAUACAACCUCGAGACAUCACGUCACGAAGGUCUUGACAUCAUAGAGAAUGCUGUGGACAGUCUGGACCCACGAAGUGACAGACAGAGGUUCAUGGAGAUGUACCCUACAGCCUUCUGCCCACCGGCAAAAUUUGAGUUCCAGGCUCAUAUGGGAGACGAGGUGUGUCAGAUCUCAGUGCAGCCACCGGUAAACGGAGAGCUCAUCCUUAGGUUCCAGCAGCUUCAGUCUCGCCUGGCUACUCUGAAGAUUGAGAACGAAGAGAUCAAAAAGACGUCAGAGGCCACCUUGACCACCAUUCAGGACAUGGUGACCAUUGAAGACUACGACGUGUCCGAAUGUUUCCACCACAGCCGAUCCACAGAGUCGGUCAAGUCCACUGUAUCGGAGACGUACCUCAGCAAACCCAGCAUUGCCAAGAGGAGGGCCAACCAGCAGGAGACAGAGCAGUUCUACUUCAUGAAAUUCCGGGAGUUUCUGGAGGGCAGUAAUCUCAUCUCCAAACUGCAGGCCAAACAUGACUUGCUGAAGAGGACCCUUGGUGAAGGCCACAGAGCUGACUACAUGACCACAAGACAUCCCAAUGGGCCACUCAGAACCCACACUGGCACCCGACGGGCUAGACCCCGCUCUGUUUUUAAUGUUAGGUUAUUUAAUGGCAAUUUGGAGUCCUUUAUCAAGGACUCUGGACAAGCUAUCCCACGUGUGGUUGAAAGCUGCAUUCGCUACAUCAAUUUGUAUGGCCUCCAACAUCAAGGAAUAUUUCGUGUAUCUGGAUCGCAGCUGGAAGUCAAUGACAUUAAGAACUCGUUUGAAAGAGGAAACGACCCUCUGACGGAUGACGAGAAUAAUCAUGACAUCAACUCGGUGGCUGGCGUUCUCAAACUUUACUUCCGUGGCUUGGAGAACCCUCUUUUCCCCAAAGAGAGGUUCAAUGAUCUGCUGGCAUGCAUCAGGAUAGAGAACUUGUAUGAGAGAGCGCUGUACAUCCGUAAGAUCCUCUUGACCAUUCCCAGAUCAGUCCUCAUCGUCAUGCGCUACCUCUUCGCCUUCCUCAACCACCUGUCCCAGUACAGCGACGAGAACAUGAUGGACCCAUACAACCUGGCCAUAUGCUUCGGCCCCACGCUCAUGCCCACACCAGACAGCCAGGAUCAGGUCUCCUGCCAGGCCCACGUCAACGAGAUAAUCAAAACCAUCAUCAUCCACCAUGAGACCAUCUUUCCUGAUGCCAAAGAACUGGAUGGACCCAUCUAUGAGAAGUGUAUGGCUGGAGGAGACUAUUGUGAGAGCCCCUACAGUGAGCAUGGAGCCUUGGAGGAGGUAGAAAAUGAGGCAGGGACAGAGACGCACACCAGCGAGGAUGAGGGCGAACCCAUUGAAGCCAUUGCCAAGUUUGACUACGUUGGGCGCUCUUCCCGAGAAUUGUCCUUCAAGAAGGGCGCCUCCCUGCUGCUGUAUCAGCGGGCGUCAGAAGACUGGUGGGAGGGACGACACAACGGCAUCGAUGGCCUGGUGCCACACCAAUAUAUUGUGGUCCAAGAUAUAGAUGACAACUUCUCGGACACCCUGAGUCAGAAGGCUGACAGCGAGGCCAGCAGCGGCCACGCUGGAGAGGAUAAAUGUUCAGGAAAAGACAUCGGCUCGCCCACUGACACCAGGAUCUCUGAGGCCUACAUUACCAGCAGACACAAGAAACGAUCAGAACCACCAUCACGGCGGCCUCCUGCCCGCCCCAGCGAUGUCCACUGCAUGGUGCAUCCCUCCCAGCACGGUCAUGGAGGGCAUGGAGGCACCCCAGAGAUGGGCUCCCCAGUUCUAGGCCACUUCAGCCCAAGGGACAUGCUGCGGAGUCGUAACCACAUGCCCAUGGACAGCCCUGAACGUCGGCGCCGCACUGGGCACGGCAGCCUGACAAACAUCAGCCGUCACGAGUCACUGAAGAAGAUGGAGAGCCCCCCAAUCCGUCGCUCUACCUCUUCGGGGCAGUAUACGGGUUUUACUGACGCCCACCACCAUCACGGCGGCAAGCCCCUGGAUCCGGAGACCAUCGCACAGGACAUAGAAGAAACUAUGAACACUGCUCUGAAUGAGCUGCGCGAGCUGGAGCGGCAGAGCUCAGCCAAGCACGCCCCCGACGUGGUGCUGGAUACCCUGGAGCAGCGGCAGACCUCUGGCAGCAGCGGUGGCGGGGGUCCCACACCGGCCAGCUCCAGUGAGUCCCUCAGCCCCAUCCACGGCGUCAUGCUGAGGUCCACCGCCAACACUGAGCCACCUAUCCGCCGCAGCACCAGCUCCUCCAGCGAUACCAUGAGUACCUUCAAGCCUGUGGUAGCGCCCCGCAUGGGGGUGCAGCUCAAACCUCCUGCCUUGAGGCCAAAGCCCAUGGUCCUGCCCAAGUCCAGCCAGGCCUCACAGCCUCCAGCUGCUCAGGACCCUCUGGACAAGUCCUGCACGAUGUAACUCCUGGGACAGGAACCAGAGAUGCAAAACAAAAACUCUCAAUCAACUUCCAGGGGGGCUGCAAAACGCUACCAGUGUCUGGACUUCAAAUAACAAACAACAUCUAAGAGUGUGUAAAAUACAUGGACCUGGACAGGACGUAUGUUCCUUUGUGGUGAAAAUAAAGAGGACUCUGACAGGGAGACUGAUGUAGGAGUUACAACAUAGACGGAUCUGUCGGUCAGACAAAUCUUAUCGUCUUAGUAACAUGUGCACAGUUAUGUGUUAAUAUGCUUAGGGUAAAAUUAUCUAACAAAUGUCUUUUUAUUUUAAAGAAAUUCAAACAACAAAUCACAAAGGCUUCCUUCGAGGUUUUUAGAAAACGUACACUAGAUAGUUUAGUUUACACACAUUCAUGAACUGUGUAUGAUCUAAAGAAAGCACGCUGCAUGUACAGUAGCAGUUUACCACUGAACCUGAACCUGAACCUGGAGCUUGAUGAGAACUGUAGUGACCAGAGUGGCAUUCUCACACAACUAGAUUAUACAAUUUUUUUAUUAUUAUUUUUGUUCUGCUCUUACUUAGGAGGGCCCUUGAAGGUGUUGUGAACUGGUUUAACGGCCUUAUACUGACUUUCAGUUUCAAAUGUUAAAUAUUAUAAAGGUGCUGUGACUACCUGAAGAGAAAUGAUUUGAAGGUUGGGCUGAUUACGUGCUAACAACUAACGGUACUUUGUUAAUAGUUAAUAGUACUGAUAGCAGUGUGCUUUUUUUUCCACUUGCGUGUAAACUCUGCAACUGUCUUUGGCCGGGCGUACCAUCUGAUCACCUCUGUGCUGGACUCACUCAAAUUUCUUUGAACAUAUUGCCUGGAAUAACUAUUGGAUAAAACCACUACUUCAUGAUGAACUUUGUUUUGAACAUUUCGAUGCAUUCUCAACUUCCUGCUUAGAUAACUCAUGCUGCAGGGAUAAAAUAUGCCGAAUAACUUCUGCCUUUGCAUCUGUAUAAUCUAUGGGGUGUGACCAGUGUGAAAAAUUCAGACGAUAAAUCAUCUCCUACCUACGAUAUAUACAACACAUAUGCUAUUAUAUGGUGUGGAACACAUGCCAGAGCUUCUUUUAUGCCUUGCUUGGCUUUAUCUACCCAAAGACAUGACUGUACAAGUGAAGCAUGGAUGUUGACCCUCCAUAUAUGACGUAGGUAUUCUUCAUAUUGAUUGAUGUGUAUAGACUCAUGGCAGCGCCCUGUGGGAGUGCUGCCGGUAGCCAUGGACCUAAUGACUGUUAGUGUAAAAGCCUCCUAAUAUGUUCCCCCUGCUUCUAGAAUGUCAGUAAAUGUGUGUGUGUGUGUGUGUGUGUGUGUGUGUGUGUGUGUUUUUUUUAUUUUUUAUUUUAUUGUUCUCUGACUGACACUGAGGCUUCCUCUGUCUGCAUUUGUGGAUGACGACACCUCUGAAUGCCACACAGUGAUAAACAGCCCGUGUCAGCCAGCUCAUGUGUUCCAGGUCGAGUAAUAAUUUCAAAUGCAAUAGCGCCCCCCCCCCCCCCCCCCAAAAAAAAAAAAAAACUGUAUGUGCCAGAGUUCCAACUGUGUGACUGCACCCCUGUAUGUCUUUUUCAAAAUAACCUCCGUACUGUAGAAAUAACAGAAGUGGGUGCAUGUCCUGGGAAUGUUUGGCUAGCAUAACAACACCGAGAAAAGACUUUGUUUGCAAUGAAUAAGCGAUGUUAUCUAACAGCAGGUUUACACUAUCUUUGACUUGACAGGUAUUGUGUGUAUAAUAAUCAAAAGUUGAUUGAUUUUCUGACUUACUAACUUUUAUUAUUUUUGUAAUCAUUUUUGUUAUGUUUUGUUGUGUUUCUGGGUAGAAAUAACUUGUAGAACAAACUAUGUAGAUUAAAUAUCCCAGAGAUACGAGUGUCCAACCUCCAGUAUGAAGCCAGUUGUAUAGUGUGCUUUUGUCACUAUGUUACCAUCAUCAACAAUAGGACUCAGUUAUGCCGUCUGUAGGCUUUCAGCUACUCUGUGGUGUUCUGUACAUCUGUAGUAUGUACUUGUGAAAGUGCCUUUGAAAAUGUUUUAGAGGAACUUCAGACAUUCUGUACUGUUGCAUUUUCAUGUCAGAUGCUGUGUUUGUUUUUUUGUUUUUUUGAGAAAAUGCAGUGCAGGUAAAAAAACAACAACACAUGAAUAAGUAAUGAUGCCAUUUUCCAAAGUUAUAUGACAGAAUUAAUAAUAAAUAAACAGCAUACCCAUUGUGACAUUGCACUUUUAUGUAUAUAACUGUAUAUAUGGCAUGUAACAUCAUAACGUUUAGAGUUCUUUGAGGGCUUAUACCUCCAAGGAUUUCUUUCUAAUAAAGGAAAUAGUUUGUCGA
Messenger RNA from Larimichthys crocea (large yellow croaker), 6376 nucleotides. RefSeq names its product SLIT-ROBO Rho GTPase activating protein 1a (gene srgap1a). Gene Ontology annotation, biological process: signal transduction. The transcript is spliced from 22 exons. The record is from RefSeq and is a predicted model, not a curated record. Lineage: Eukaryota; Metazoa; Chordata; Actinopteri; Sciaenidae. Bases 701 to 4018 code for a protein of 1105 amino acids. Gene Ontology annotation, molecular function: protein binding.